AUGGAAACAUCAACAACUAUCGUAUCUGAGACAAACACUGAAAUUCAAAAAAGUCAAAUAAGUUAUCAAAUUGUUGAUUCAAAUAAAUUAAAAAAUCGUUUAAAUUCAUUAAGGGAACGAUUGAAAUUAUAUAAAAAUGAUAAGGAAAUUGUUAUCCAUGAGAUGUUUAAUGUUGGAAAAAAUAUAGAAAAAAUGCAAGAUUGUGUAAAGAAUAAACAAACUAUGAUAGAUGAUAUAAAUUAUGGAAUGAAUAUGAUUCUUAAAGAAACUGAAAAAUGGAUUGAAUUAUGGAAAAAAGAUGAGGGAAGAAUACGUUUAGAAAAAAAUACAAAUACUAUUAAUGGUAAUUAUGUACAGGUUGAUCAAUUAUCAAUUUAUAUAAUGCACCUACGUGAAGCCAUCUUAAAUAAAAGAAAUUUGGUUGAGGAGAGAGAAAUUAAUCUUGAAAGUCAAAGAAAACACUAUAAGACUGCGGUAAAUGAAAUUAAAAAUGAAAUUAAAUUACUUAAAAAAGAAAUUGACAAUAUUAAAAAUAAUCUUUAA
Molecule: messenger RNA, 543 nt
Organism: Strongyloides ratti
Lineage: Eukaryota; Metazoa; Nematoda; Chromadorea; Rhabditida; Strongyloididae
Exons: 1
Coding region: 1-543 (180 amino acids)
Source: RefSeq, a predicted model, not a curated record